Juglans regia (Persian walnut) is the source of this 1105-nucleotide messenger RNA. RefSeq names its product AT-hook motif nuclear-localized protein 25-like. Lineage: Eukaryota; Viridiplantae; Streptophyta; Magnoliopsida; Fagales; Juglandaceae. Gene Ontology annotation, molecular function: DNA-binding transcription factor activity; minor groove of adenine-thymine-rich DNA binding. Bases 168 to 1028 code for a protein of 286 amino acids. The record is from RefSeq and is a predicted model, not a curated record. Gene Ontology annotation, biological process: vegetative to reproductive phase transition of meristem. Gene Ontology annotation, cellular component: nucleus. The transcript has a single exon.
UAUAAAUGCGUUGAUCUGAGUCGUAGAAGCUAGCGGCCUUUUCAUCUUCAUAUAGAUGAUUUUGUACCAUCAUAACUUCUUUUCACCUCAGAUUUAGCAUAUAGUUUGGUGGUGAGGAUCUGUGAGCUUUUAGAGAGAGAGAACGAGAGAGAUCUCAGAUUGCCCAGAUGUCCGGCUUGGAACCACGUCAAGGUUCUCGCUAUGUCCAACAGCUCCUGGGACCGGAGAUCCACCUGCGAAGAUCAUCACAACCCCUACUCAUAGAUCGCGAAAGGUCUCCAGACAAAGAGCAAAGAGCGCCUGAUGCCCCCACUACAAGUACUUCAGGAGCAACAUCCAGUCGCAGGCCUCGAGGACGUCCUCUCGGUUCCAAGAACAAGCCUAAGCCACCAAUAUUCAUAACCCGAGACAGUCCAAGUGCUCUGAGAUCCCAUGUCUUAGAAGUCUCUGCGGGUUCAGACAUAGUUGAGUCAGUGUCAGACUACGCCAGGCGCCGCGCCCUGGGAGUUUGCGUCCUUAGUGGCAGUGGGGCUGUCACCAAUGUAACCUUGCGCCAGCCAUCAGCAGCAACCCAAGGCGGGAGUGUCGCAACAUUACACGGGCGAUUAGAGAUUCUGUCUCUAACGGGGACAGCGCUGCCGCCUCCAGCUCCGCCUGGAGCAGGCGGCUUGACAAUAUUUUUGGCAGGUGGGCAGGGACAGGUCGUAGGAGGGAGUGUGGUGCCGCCACUGACGGCUUCAGGUCCUGUGCUGUUGAUGGUGGCAUCAUUUGCAAAUGCGGUGUAUGAUAGAUUACCAUUGGAGGAUCAGGAAGAGUCGCCGGUGCAGGUGCAGCCCGCAGCCUCACAAUCUUCGGGAAUGACAGGCGGGGGUGGGCAAUUGGGUGAUGGGGGAGGGGGAGGGGGAGGCGGCGGCGGCGGGGGGGGUGUUCCUUUUUACAACUUGGGCGUGAACAUGGGAAAUUAUCCUUUCCCUGCAGGUGAUCAUGCGUUUGGUUGGAGUGGCAAUGCAGCCAGGCCUCCAUUCUAGUAUUAAUGUUGAUCUUCUUAUCAAAGCGUGUUGGAGACAAAAAGAUCAGAUGGAGAUCGAUCAAGAUCGCGAAGAUC